This is a messenger RNA of Bursaphelenchus xylophilus (pine wood nematode), 1305 nucleotides long. The record is from the annotation of a GenBank genome assembly. NCBI's taxonomy places the organism in Eukaryota, Metazoa, Nematoda, Chromadorea, Rhabditida, Aphelenchoididae.
AUGGUCGGGAAUGGGACGGCGACGGAGUUCUUGUGUUCGAGUACCACCUUGGAGUUGGUAGUCGCCACAAUCCGUCUUGCACUUAACGCCUUUACCUUGUUUUUGGCCUCAUUCAUGCUAUUCUUCAUCUGCUCCACACCUGCCCUCCACAACAACACAUUUAAUAUUCUGUUCCUUUCAUCGUAUGUUGUGGAUUGUCUAGCUAACGUCUCCAGAAUUACUCUCAAAUACCUGCCGAUUCUUUUGUGCAAAAAUGAAUUCAUCCAGUGGAUUUUUAGCCACGGCCCAGUAAGUAAAGCCCAAGUGGUGUCAAGGUCAACAUAAACUGUUGAUAGUCAUUCUCAUUCCAGUCGCUGGCCACUCUAAUCAAUGCCUCGGAGUGGUAUCUGUCAUAUUCCACGAUCUGUUGCGGGUUUUUCUUUAAUCUAGACCACAUGCUACUGGUCGUUUUCCCAAAACAUUACCCUUGGGUAUGUAAAUUAACGUUUGCAAUAACACCAUCAUAGAUCAGUAGUCCUAGAAACAAGUUGAUUAUGGCUUCUCUGAUCUGGAUACUGCCUUUAUUGUGGGUGAUACCUAUGUUUAGAGCUUGUUGCGGGAGUAUCUUCUUUGAAAAUACAAUGAAUCCAGUGUUUGCGAAGAAAGAAGUAAGGAGUUUAAUUUCUAAUUAACAUCACAGCACUUAUUACACCGGUAAUUUAUAGAUAGAAGACAUAUAUGACACUAUAGACAUGUUAUUAGAAUCGUUCUUGUACGUUCCCAUUGUAUUUAUAUUCAACUGUGUGACAACAAUGGUGUUGCAAUGGAGAUAUAAAAAGUUCAAAAGUAACGGAACAGGGCAAUUGCAUCUCCUCAUGGAUCAAGUUACAAUCAACAUCCCCGAAAGAAAUGGGCAUGUCCGAACAAUGGCCAAAAGUAAGCCGUGACAAAGUACAUUUGCACUUGAUUACUGUAGAAAUAAAUAGCAAUUUUAUUUUUACUUCAGCAAAUGUCUUGCGACAAAGGAGAGUGGUAGAUGAACUGAAUCUUUCAUUACUCAACCUGAUAGAUCAGAUGGUAGAUGCCGUGGGCGUGGUCUUCUAUCUGUUGUUUUGGGCAGGGAAUAAUGAUUGGAUCGAGGUUGACAUCACCCUCUGCAUGACCCUCUACGACAUCACCUGGGAAUUGAGCACAUUGAACCAGCCUUAUAUAUUCCUCUUGAUGUUUCCUAAAAUUCGACGAAAAUUUGUCCAAUUUUAUUUUCCUCGGAAAAGGAUACGACCAGAAAGGCAGCCAACUUUUGAGUCAUCAAUUCAUCUCAGCUAA